Messenger RNA from Somion occarium, 1935 nucleotides. NCBI's taxonomy places the organism in Eukaryota, Fungi, Basidiomycota, Agaricomycetes, Polyporales, Cerrenaceae. The record is from the annotation of a GenBank genome assembly.
AAGACGGACUCUUUGGAACGUCGUCGUGGGACAGUUGGGUGUUCGACUUUUUUGUUGCAACUGCCAACCUGCCACCGUUCAAUCGUUUGGCCUUGGACAUGGACCAUCUGCGGUAUCUACAGUGUCGAACAAUUGAGCGACUGGAUAAGACACCUGUUUAGAAGCGUACGGGAAUCUUUUGCACCGUGGGGGUCAGCACCUGAACUCACCGCCAGCUCAUCUCAAUUACUAUGAGACGCCUGGUACCACUUUGGCAGGAUAGAGGGUUCCAUAGUCCAUGGAUUCCAGGCCUUGUGACAGAGCAUGUCUUAAGUUCAUGGAGCUGCUUGAAAUAUCUAUGCCGAUCUUGAAGGCCGCGCAUUGGCUAUCCGAAUGAACCCUGCGACCUGCAAUCGGUCCGUCGCGCACACGACUAUGGCCAUCAUGUGUUGUUCCAGAUGUCCAUUCCAUUCCGUAUGCCUCGCAUCAUUAGUGACGGGCACCUUGACGCAGGCAGCACGCAUGGGCCAGUGGCAGUAGGGGGUGACUACAGCCUUUGGAACGUUCUAAACGUUUUCAAGGGUCUGAAUAUAAGCUCUCUGCGCCCGGUCUUACCCACUUAUUACCUUUCAUAUGACGCUCCACCCACCUCCUCGUCGAACUCCCUGCGUGUGGGGAGAAUUGACUGCCUUUGGGGUGAUCAGCAUAUGGGCAGUUUUGUUUGCUCACAAGACUCUUCUUCAGGUCGGUUUUUCUCACGCCUCGUUCCCUCCCUCUCGCGUGUCGAUUUAAUUAAGGAGAUACUCCGAAAGUCUUGUACCCCUGAAAUCCUCAAGACUAUUCCGCUGCAGUUUUUCCAUUCGGGGCUCCGAAACUCUCACCCCGUCUCAGGUCCCUCCAUGCGGGUCUGGGCCUCUUUAUACCAAGCACACCCUCAACUGGAACCGCCUCGCGUUUGGGCCUCGGUGCCUGUAUCUUACGGCUACCGUCGAAGGCAAUGCUUGUGUGGUCAAUCGGUCAUGGAUUUGAGUUGCCGGCUCGCCUUUUCUCCGUUCAGGCUUCGGAGCCGACAGAUACCUCGGAGGCUCUUCAGGACCCUCAAGCGCACCCCAUUCCGGCGGCAUUUGUCUAUGGAUUUAUUCCUAGACAGGCCUGCCGUCCAUGGCUUGGUCCUGCGUUGUUGACGCGGCUUCGUGUACUGGCCAUACAAACACUUUAUCCACUUGACCUUAGAAGGCGUUUGGUCAUCUUUGUCGUCUUGGACGAGUCGUUUAUUCUCUGCAAGCUUCGAUUUCCAGGCUCACUUCUGGAAUAGUUGGCUGGCGCCUCAAUCCGGUCAUCUUCACAAGAGCAGGAACUUCAUCCGCUGUUCUUCUGGCAUGCCUCUGGCUCAGUAGCUCAGUUUACACUACCUGCCAGUUGGGACUGUACAUCAUCUCAUUUGGUGAUCAACCUGAUUUUCGGUUAUCGGUGGUAUAAUCGCUGGUAGACGGAUUGACGGUGUACAAGGCAAGUAUUUGGAACGGGAGGCGUCUGUCUGGUGUGCGCACUUCCUCCGAGUGCCGGUGCGAGCAAGUGUAUAUUGUGACUUGCUGUACUUAUCUGAUUACGAUGGAGACGCCAAUGUUGUUGAAAGUGCCAUGUCAAGGAGUGUGUGCCUCGCAACGGAGUGCAGGCCAGUGCACUAUAAAAGGAUGAUUGGGAAGAGAGCCAUGCUCGGUGAAAUAUUUGUCGUAGUUCUCAUGACGAGUGAAAGGGAUAUGGAGACAUGCAUUCGAGGGAACCUUCUUGUCUAAAGAGACCCUCGAGGAUCAUUACGUACGGGAGCAAUUGAAGCUAGCGGUCCUGAGAGCAGUCGUUGGAGAGACAGAGGCGGUACAUUUCUGUGGGAGGAUGGGCGUAGGUUGGAUAUUGGUCAUAGGAGAGCCUGAUAAGUGAAGCGGGGAUGGCCCUUUU